Xiphophorus maculatus (southern platyfish) is the source of this 3470-nucleotide messenger RNA. RefSeq names its product otolin 1 (gene otol1b). Bases 1908 to 3389 code for a protein of 493 amino acids. The transcript is spliced from 5 exons. Gene Ontology annotation, molecular function: protein binding. The record is from RefSeq and is a predicted model, not a curated record. NCBI's taxonomy places the organism in Eukaryota, Metazoa, Chordata, Actinopteri, Cyprinodontiformes, Poeciliidae.
UUUAUCUGAUAAUCAGUUAAAUUUGGUUUAUUUAUACGAAGCCAAUUCACAACAAAUAUCGUCUUGAGGUACUCUGCAGAGAAAGUGAUUUCAAUUCAAUCAUAUACCGAUUGUUAUUUGUAGUUUCCAUCCUACCCAGCAUAUUUCAUAGACUCGUUGACUUGCAGCAUUCACUCCUCCUGGACGAUGUAGCAACAGUGAACAGUCGCUUGUGUUGUUGACUUUACAGCAAUCCCGCAUACCGAGCAUGCAUGUAGUGACAGUGGAGAGGAAAAACUUCCAUGUAAUACGAGGAAACCUCCAGGAGAACCAGAAGAAGGAUGUGAGAAAAGGUCGUCAGUUUUUCCUCCAGUAACCUAAGCCUAUAGCAGUAUAACUACAGAGAUGGCUCAGGGUAAUCUAACUCAGCCUAUAAUCAGAAACAUUUAAGUGCCAAAAAAGCAAAAAUAACAUUUUCAAGGGACUGUACUGACAGCAUCUAAACAAGCAGCUUUUUGAUUAUAACUUCUUUGCAAGGUUACAGAAACUUUCAUGCAGUUUCGAAGUCAGUGGCAUUGAAUAAGUGGUUAUUGUGUCCCACGUAGGAUAUUCUCAAUCCGGUAGUAGGAAACAGCUGAAUGUGCAUAAAAUGUGAAUCUAGGGGCUUCUUGGUCACUUCCAGGCUUUAAGCCAGAGUACUGUUGCCAGAGUAUUGUCAGUGUACAGGUGAGCCUGGACCCUCUGAAGGCAAGGAGGAAACCAAAAUAACUCUAGUCUUUCUCACAAGCUUUCUGCAUUUUCAAAUUUUCUUUGGACAGUUCACAUUAGCUGCAAAGUGUUUCAAAAAUCAUGCUUCAAACAAACACAAUCCUCAUCCUUCAGAUACCGCUAACCCUCUCCAUUUUCCCCAAUUUCCUUUCCCGUCUCCCUGCUCACUUUUAGCCGGUCACAGAUCUCCCCAAGGACACGGGGUCUCCGGCAACCGAGGCAUGACCACUUUUCAAACAUUCUUUGUCACUGGUAAGUCAAGAGUUUCAGCUCGACAGCCACCUGAAAAUCACUUUUCGACAAAAACCUGAGGCGAUCCGGUUACGCCGCAAGAAUGAGUCAUUGUCCGGGCCUCACAAUCGCAGCUACCCAGAUGUCGCUGCCAGCAACCUUGAGAGUUCUUGUGCAGGAAGAAAAGAAGUCCGCCACAGUGAUUAGGCGAGCACUGCAACUGCACUGAUUUAAAAGGAUAAGUGGGUUCGUUCGACAAACAGCUCAGGUUUUAGCAGCACCUCAGUGAUUACGAGAGCUCUUUAGGCUAAAGCUUUCCUCUGGAUUCCAACCAACCACUGGUGAAUUGAGAUAAUGAGCUCCCUGUGCUAUGGUGCCAGUUUGCAAUUAUUGCACACUUUGUUGAGAAUAUUAGCUUGCAAGAUUAGGAUUAAGAAUUUUGUGGCUAUCUGAUUGUCCAAACCUACAUCUGAAGAAAGAAAAAAAAAGCCAUUGGGCUCUCUGUCUCAGACUCCUCUUUGCUUGGCUUUGUCCCACCUUAAGAGCCCGGACUGAAGGAAUGCCUCGCGUAUCGGGUGACCCAUUGCCCCGACGGCCUCUGCUCCUUGCCCAGAUCACGGGGAGGGAGUGCACCGGGCGGGCGCUGUAUUCCGUGUCACAAAAGCACCUUUCUACACAACAGGGACACAGAGAAUGGGCCACAGCACAGUGGUUCUUUUUGGGUCUCGGCCCACCAUAGUGGGAUUGCGGACCUCCCCUUUUUUGCUUUACCCACAAAAAACACCCCUAACCCCCAAUGAUGAGAUGUUCUUUCACCCAAGCCUGGCAGAGGUAACAGAAGGACCUGGAGCUCCUGGUGUGGCAGACGAAACAUCGCUAGAGAGGAUAAAUGACUUUACUACUCAUACACAUUUGGAUCCCAGUCAACAAUGAGGAUUAUAUCCUGCCAGUGGACUCUUGUGGCUGUAGCUGUGGUUUCAAUCACCGUGGCAUUCUGCACUAAGACCAAACCUACAGCGAAACCAAAGUACCCGUACACAAAGAAGCCCGCUCCACAUGUCACGCCGCACAACCCUGUCACUACCAGUGUCCCCAAGACUCUGAAGAUAGUGGUGACGCCAAACCCCGUGCAGCCUCAGCCGCAGCCGCCGCCUCCGCCGCAGCCCACCGCAGUGAGGACCACCUACGUGAACCACAACCUUCCACAGCACCACAGUGAAAACACUGAGCCCACAGGUGUUGGACCUGACAACUACACGCUAGACUACAACGAGUGCUACUUCAACUUCUGUGAAUGCUGUCCCCCCGAGAGGGGCCCCAGGGGGUCGAAGGGAGAAAGAGGAUCAGCAGGACUAGCUGGUGAUAUAGGACCUGCAGGACCACAGGGUAUACCCGGACCACCUGGCAUGAGCGGUCCAAUGGGCUUUAAAGGAGAUAAAGGGGAAAAAGGUGAGAGAGGACACCCUGGAACAUCAGGCCCACCAGGGAUUCCAGGAAAACCAGCACAAAAAGGUGAAGCUGGCCUCAAAGGAGAAAAGGGUGACGUAGGAUUUCAUGGUGUCAAAGGUGAACAAGGAGAAAAAGGAGACCAUGGCCAGAAUGGAACUGCUGGGGAGAAAGGGGAACCAGGACUGGAAGGGCCUGUUGGACCUCCAGGAACAGCUAUGGGUCAGGGUCCUAAAGGAGAAAAGGGAGAUAAAGGAGACUGUGGCAUAUUUGGGGAGAGAGGUCCUAAAGGUGACCGAGGGGAAACCGGGGCUCCGGGCAUUCAGGGUGCAAUGGGAAUUCCAGGAUUACAUGGCAAACAUGGCACCCCUGGACCUGUUGGCAUUAGAGGGGAUCCAGGACACCCCGGACCUCCAGGAGAGCCAGGAGUGUCAGGGCCUCAAGGGCCGCAAGGGAUACGAGGGAUGCCCGGGCCAAAAGGGGACAGAGGGUACCCUGGCAUCAGAGGUGAGCGGGGCUUUCGUGGAUUAAAAGGAGCAAAAGGUUCAGGAAUGCUUCAGAAACGCUCUGCCUUCAGUGUCGGCAUCUCUCCAAAGAAAUCCUUUCCUCCCUCUGGCUUCCCGAUCCGCUUUGACAAGAUAUUCUACAACGAAGAAAACCACUUCAAUAUGAGCUCCAACAGCUUCACAUGCGUCCACCCCGGGGUUUACGUCUUCUCCUUCCACAUCACCGUGCGGAACCAGCCUCUGCGAGCCACACUUGUGGUGAACGGGUUACGGAAAGUCAGGACACGGGACUCCCUAUACGGCCAGGACAUCGACCAGGCAUCCACUCUGGUGGUGCUGAGACUGGCAGCUGGAGAUCAGGUCUGGAUGGAGACAUUCAGAGACUGGAAUGGGGUUUACGCCAGCAGCGAGGACGACAGCAUCUUCUCCGGGUUCCUUCUGUACUCAGACAAAGCCUGAAGCCCCUUUCUGUUUGCGACACCGGCGACUUCUUUCUUCUGCUGAACUGUUACAACCUCACCACACGGGUGAAAUCACCAA